UGGGACUUGCAUGCACAUAUGCACCUAUUGAUGCUUAUUUCCAUGAGUGAUUAUCGAUUUGCCAUUUUUAUUAGAAACACUGAAUAAGAGAGGUAAGGUCUGCUAGUAUUUAAACAACAGAACUCAAUCGAAUAUGUACAAUUGUGAUAACCAAAGUGUAGCACAAAAGGAAGAAGAAGGAAAAACCCAAAUUGUUCAUUCUUUGACAGCACAGAAACUCAAAAUGCAGCGAUCCACCUCUCAACUGGGAGUGUUCUUCUUCAUGUUGCUGCUUGCAGUCUCCUCAUGUUUUGCGAGGGAGAUGGAAGGAAGAGAAACUGUCAAACCACUGGAGUCGACCAAUGCGGGGAACGAACCAUGCAAAAAGAUUGAGGACUGCAAUGCGAGAUGUGCGAGAAGAGGAUGCACUCCUUAUUACUGUAGCCCUUUGGGGUGGUGUUGGUGCAUAUUACCAAUAUCUAAGGGUAUUGCUCAGUGUUAUUAAUUAUUAAUUUGCUCUCUCUAUAUACGUAUUACUUCUUUAAUAAUUAUCAUUUUUUGAUUGUAUAAUCAACUGAUGUCACACAUUAUAUUGUGAGUAAUAAAAAGAUUUCAUAUUAAUUUUCGAGUAAGUACUAAAAAUUGUCAAGUCUUGAGUUAGUGCGAAGCAUAUAUGAGCAUUGCUGAAGUCAAAGUUUAGAAUGAGGAGAGUUAAAAAUAACAAACUACAACAAUUCCUCACGACUGAACUCAAAUAUUGUAGAAGGACAAAUAGCACCCGUCUUAUCACUCUCUAGUGUUUUCUCAAUAUAUGAAUACACACAUUAUAACAUU
This is a messenger RNA of Linum trigynum, 813 nucleotides long. Lineage: Eukaryota; Viridiplantae; Streptophyta; Magnoliopsida; Malpighiales; Linaceae. The record is from the annotation of a GenBank genome assembly.